This is a messenger RNA of Fusarium coffeatum, 348 nucleotides long. RefSeq lists its product as uncharacterized. Gene Ontology annotation, cellular component: mitochondrial inner membrane. The record is from RefSeq and is a predicted model, not a curated record. Gene Ontology annotation, biological process: mitochondrial respiratory chain complex IV assembly. Lineage: Eukaryota; Fungi; Ascomycota; Sordariomycetes; Hypocreales; Nectriaceae. The coding region runs from base 1 to 348 and encodes 115 amino acids. The transcript is spliced from 2 exons.
AUGCCGGCGUUCCAAAGCAAGAAGUUCCGGUCUUCCGCCGAUAUGAACCGUAUCGGCAUGCGAUAUCGCAACCUGAUGAACAAGCAUCCCUUCCUCAUGUUCGGACUCCCCUUCAUCUCCGUCAUCGUUGCCGGCUCUUUCGUCCUCACCCCCGCCACUGCCGUCCGCUACGAACGCUAUGAUCGCAAGGUUCGCCAGAUGACCAAGGACGAAGAGCUCAAUGUGCGCCGAUCUGCAAGGAAGGUGGAUAUGAAAGAGGAAUACUACAGACUUGCUGGCAAGGACCUUGACGAUUGGGAACAGAAGCGUGUGAAGCGACUUCCUGGUGAGAAUGAUGGCUUGCUGUAA